Molecule: messenger RNA, 2793 nt
Organism: Apaloderma vittatum (bar-tailed trogon)
Lineage: Eukaryota; Metazoa; Chordata; Aves; Trogoniformes; Trogonidae
Gene: EMC1
Product: ER membrane protein complex subunit 1
Exons: 22
Biological process (GO): protein folding in endoplasmic reticulum
Cellular component (GO): EMC complex
Molecular function (GO): protein binding
Source: RefSeq, a predicted model, not a curated record
UCAAAGAAGCUCAUUGUGGCCACUGAGAAGAAUGUCGUGGCCGCUCUGAACUCCAGGAGCGGUGAAAUCCUGUGGCGUCAUGUGGAUAAAGGAACUCCUGAGGGAGCAAUCGAUGCGAUGCUGAUCCAGGGGCAGGAUGCCAUCACUGUGUCCAAUGCUGGACGAAUUCUGCGUUCCUGGGAGACCAAUAUUGGAGGGUUGAACUGGGAGACAUCCCUGGACACCGGCAGUUUCCAGGCAGCUAGUUUGGUGGGGCUCCAGGACACGGUGAAAUACGUGGCAGUCCUGAAGAAGGCAGCCAUCUCUCUUCACUACCUUUCCAACGGGCACCAGAAGUGGGUGGAACAUUUACCAGAGAGUGAGAGUACUCAGUACCAGCAGUUGUAUUCCCGUGGGACUGGAGUGAUCCACGUGCUUGGAAUCGUUCCCCAGAGCCACUUGAACAUUUUAACGUUCAGUGUAGAAGAUGGAGAAAUUACAAAACAGAUCAAGGUAGCAGCCCCAUGGCUGAAGAGCUUGAACGGCGUCUGCAGCGUGGUGGGGGAGGCGGUGCUGGUGUGCGUGGACGCGGGUGCGCACUCGCUCUACGUUUGCUCCUUGGAGAUGGAGCAGGAGAUGAAACAGAUCCCGCUGCAGUCGCUUGAUCUGGAGUUCGCUGAUGGCUUCCAGCCCAAGAUACUGGCCACUCAGCCCAAUGCAGUCAGUGCUUCGCGGACUCAAUUCUUCCUGCAGCUGUCUCCGAGCCACUUCUCCCUGCUGCAGUACAAACACGGGCUGCUCAGUCACCUGCGGGACUUUCAGCAGGCAGCUCUAGUGAGUUUUGCAACGACUGGGGAGAAAACCGUGGCUGCUGUCCUGACCUGCAGGAGUGAACUGAAACCUGGAAGUUCGGAUGGCCUCCAUGCCAGAGGUACUCUGGAGGAUUCCCGGAAGCAGGAAUCCUUAACCUGUUCCAAUCAAACCUACAACAUCAAUCUCUACCUGGUUGAAACUGGCCAAAGACUGUUGGAUACCACGAUUACCUUUAACCUGGAGCAGAGCGGUGCCAAACCGCAGCAGCUCUAUAUCCAAGUUUUCCUGAAGAAGGAUGACUCUGUGGGCUAUCGAGCCUUGGUGCAGACAGAAGACCACAUGUUAAUGUUCCUCCAGCAGCCAGGAAAAGUUGUGUGGAGUCGAGAGGAGUCGCUGGCAGAGGUGGUGAGCUUGGAGAUGGUGGAUCUACCUCUGACGGGGGCACAGGCUGAGUUGGAAGGAGAAUUUGGAAAGAAAGCAGAUGGUUUGCUGGGGAUGUUUCUGAAGCGGCUGUCCUCCCAGCUUAUCCUGCUGCAAGCCUGGACCGCUCACCUUUGGAAGAUGUUCUAUGAUGCCAGGAAACCCAGGAGCCAGAUUAAAAAUGAGAUUAACAUCGACAAUUUGGCUAGAGAUGAAUUCAACCUCCAGAAAAUGAUGGUGAUGGUCACCGCUUCGGGAAAGCUUUUUGGUAUUGAAAGCAGUUCUGGCACCAUCCUGUGGAAGCAGUAUCUCCAGAAUGUGAGACCAGGCUCCUCCUUUAAGCUGAUGGUCCAAAGAACAACAGCCCAUUUCCCACACCCUCCUCAAUGCACCUUGCUUGUUAAGGACAAGGAAACCAAGAUGAGCUUUCUGUACGUCUUUAACCCCAUCUUUGGGAAGAGAAGUCAGGUAGCUCCUCCUGUUUUGAAGCGUCCGGUUCUUCAGACUUUGCUUCUGCCUAUAAUGGAUCAGGACUAUGCCAAAGUACUGCUCUUGAUCAAUGAUGAGUACAAGGUUACGGCUUUCCCAGCAACUAAAAAUGUCCUUCGCCAGUUAGAAGAAAUAGCCCAUUCUAUCUUCUUUUAUCUAGUGGAUGCAGAGCAGGGAAAGCUGUCUGGAUUUCGGCUGAAAAAGGACCUGUCAACGGAGGAGAUGUGGGAGGUGGCGAUACCCACCGAAGUACAGAAGAUAGUGGCCGUGAAAGGGAAGAGGUCCAAUGAGCACGUGCACUCCCAGGGCCGUGUGAUGGGAGACCGCAGCGUUCUCUACAAGUCCUUGAAUCCAAACCUGCUUGCUGUGGUGACAGAGAGCACAGACACGCAUCAUGAGCGCACUUUCAUUGGAAUAUAUCUGAUCGAUGGAGUCACAGGCAGGAUCAUCCACUCGUCAGUACAGAAGAAGGCUAAGGGACCCGUCCACAUUGUUCAUUCAGAGAACUGGGUGGUGUACCAAUACUGGAACACGAAGGCACGUCGGAACGAGUUCACCGUGCUGGAGCUGUACGAGGGCACGGAACAAUACAACGCCACAGCCUUCAGCUCCCUCGACCGCCCGAUUUUACCUCAGGUCCUCCAGCAAUCAUACAUCUUCCCAUCUGCCAUCAGUGCCAUGGAGGCCACCAUCACCGAGCGUGGCAUCACCAGCCGUCACCUGCUCGUUGGGCUUCCCUCUGGGGCCAUCCUCUCCCUUCCAAAGGCCCUGCUGGAUCCUCGCCGCCCAGAGAUCCCCACGGAGCAAAGCAGAGAAGAGAACCUGAUUCCAUACUCCCCUGACGUGCAGAUCCAUGCCGAGAGGUUUAUCAACUACAAUCAAACCAUAUCGCGAAUGAGAGGGAUUUAUACAGCCCCCUCUGGCCUGGAGUCAACUUGUUUGGUUGUUGCCUACGGCCUGGACAUCUACCAGACCCGAGUGUACCCAUCGAAGCAGUUUGAUGUCCUGAAAGACGACUAUGACUACGUGCUCAUCAGCAGCGUCCUCUUCGGGCUGGUUUUCGCUACCAUGAUCACAAAGAGACUCGCUUGA